Molecule: messenger RNA, 1717 nt
Organism: Etheostoma cragini (Arkansas darter)
Lineage: Eukaryota; Metazoa; Chordata; Actinopteri; Perciformes; Percidae
Product: zinc finger protein 2-like
Exons: 6
Coding region: 1-1689 (562 amino acids)
Molecular function (GO): tRNA binding
Source: RefSeq, a predicted model, not a curated record
AUGCUUCUGAUGUGGUGCAGACGUAGGGUGCAGGAGGAUGGUGCAGGCGGAGGUUGCAAGCGGGUGGUGCAGGUGGAGGGUGCAGGCGUAGGUUGCAGGCGGGUGGUGCAGGUGGAGGGUGAAGGUGGAGGUUGCAGAUGGGUGGUGCAGUCGGAGGUUGCAGCCCGUGCCUCCCCCGGCGUCCUGUCCCUGGAGGCGGAGCCUACCGUGGACGUGUCCCGGCUGAACCUGCGGGUGGGACGGAUCCUCGGCGCGCGGCGCCACCCGCUGGCCGAGGCCAUGUCGGUGCAGGAGGUGGACGUGGGGGAGGGCGCCCCCCGCACCGUGGUCAGCAUCCUGGGGGAGAACACCCCCCCCGACCAGGUGCAGGGCAGUCUCGCCGUGUUGCUAUGCAACAUCAAGGCCUGUAAGGUGCGGGGGGUGCUGUCCCAGGCCCGCCUCCUCUGUUGCUCCGCCUCCGAUGACAGCAGCGAGCUCCUGGCUCCGCCCACCGGCUCCGUCCCCGGAGACAGGGUCACCUUCCUUAACUACCUAGGCGAGCAUGACGGGAAGGAGCCGACGGAGCCAAGAGGGAGGAGGAAGGCACUCGGCGUCAAAAAGGAGAAGAAGAGGAAACCGAGGCCGGCGUACUACCGCGGCGGCGGCGCCCCCGUGUCGUGCAGAGUCUGCCACGCCCUGCGCUCGUCCACCGGCAUGCUCAUGAAACACGCCGUGAGCCACGUGGGCGAGCCCGAGCGGCUCUGCGGCGUCUGCAGCCAGCGCUCCGAGUCCUCGGACGAGCUGAGGACUCACCUGCAGAGUCACCAGGAGACGCACAGUUGCGGCGUCUGCGGCAAGACCUUCCUCUCCGCCCACGGCUUCCGCCGGCACGCCGCGCUGCACACGGGCCAGCGGCCGCACAAGUGCAACGUCUGCGGCAAGGCGUACGCGUCGAAAUACAGCCUGAGUGCGCACCGCGUCGAACACAUGGAGGAGAAACCACACAAGUGCGACGCGUGCGGCCGGUCCUUCGCGUCCGCCUGCCUGCUGAGGGCGCACGCCGCCAGGCACACGGGCGAGAAGGCGUUCCGCUGCGACGUGUGCGGCCACGGCGUCGACAACCUGCGGGCGCUGUCGCUGCACAAGAUGGCUCACGCCGGGGAUCGGCGCUACGGCUGUCCGGAUUGCGGCCGGUGCUUUUUGACCCCCGGGAAGUUGAGAGACCACGCGAAGAUCCACGCGGACCGAGUCCGGAGCCACCUCUGCGACGUGUGCUCCAAGGCGUUCCACACGGGCGCCUUGCUGCGCACCCACAUGAGGACGCACGGCGGCGAGAAGACGGUGUGCGGCGAAUGCGGCAAGGGAUUGUCGUCCCUGGGAGCCCUGGCGAGACACAUGAGGAGCCACACGGGGGAGAGACCCUACGAGUGCUCCGAGUGCGGACGGACCUUCAAGUGCAUAUCCACGCUCAGAUGUCACGAGAAGACGCACUCGGGCGUCAAGCCGUUUGUCUGCGCCAUCUGCGGCAAGGCGUGCGCCCGCAAGGAGUACCUGACCGUCCACAUGAGGACGCACAACGGGGACAGACCGUACCCGUGCAAGCUCUGCGACCGGGCCUUCACGCAGAGCCACGUUCUGAAGGCACACAUGAAGAGCCACCGAGGGGGGGGGGGCGGAGUCGAGGGAGAUGGGGACGCACUCCAGUCCUGAAGACCUGUGACUCCUUUUCUUUUGGAUU